Saccharomyces kudriavzevii IFO 1802 is the source of this 354-nucleotide messenger RNA. It is a transcript of the gene ATG8, whose product is annotated as ubiquitin-like protein ATG8. Lineage: Eukaryota; Fungi; Ascomycota; Saccharomycetes; Saccharomycetales; Saccharomycetaceae. Gene Ontology annotation, cellular component: cytosol; fungal-type vacuole membrane; autophagosome. Gene Ontology annotation, biological process: macroautophagy; cellular response to nitrogen starvation. The record is from RefSeq and is a predicted model, not a curated record. The transcript has a single exon. Bases 1 to 354 code for a protein of 117 amino acids. Gene Ontology annotation, molecular function: phosphatidylethanolamine binding.
AUGAAGUCUACAUUUAAGUCAGAGUAUCCAUUCGAAAAGAGGAAGGCGGAAUCCGAAAGGAUCGCUGAAAGGUUUAAGAACAGGAUACCUGUAAUUUGCGAAAAAGCUGAAAAGUCUGACAUUCCAGAGAUCGAUAAGCGUAAAUACCUAGUUCCCGCUGACCUUACUGUUGGACAAUUUGUUUACGUUAUCAGAAAGAGAAUUAUGCUUCCUCCUGAAAAGGCCAUUUUCAUUUUUGUCAAUGACACUUUGCCUCCCACAGCAGCACUGAUGUCUGCCAUAUACCAAGAACAUAAGGAUAAGGAUGGAUUCUUGUAUGUUACUUACUCAGGGGAAAAUACUUUUGGUAGGUAG